AUGGCCAUGGAAAGCAGUCUCAACCCGGAGUCGGAUGACUUCAAUCAGGCCAGACCGAAUUUCUUCAUCGGUCAACACGACUCAGACAGAGUUGAGGCUCUUACAGACGGUCAAUAUGCCCAGGUGCUCAAUGCUGGUUAUGGAUUCACUACUGCACCGGUAACCAGUGUGCACUUUUUAAACCGGGUUAUAGACUUGUACAAGGCGCAUAAGCAGAAGGUGGCAGAGCUUGACCUUCCAGAGAGCGCAAAGUCUAACCAGUCUCUACCGGGACCAGUGGUGCCAACUCUCACCAACAAAGAUACAUCACUCUUUCCCAGCAACUAUGUCACUGCUUUAGUGGCGUAUUCGAGCCCGUGGAUUGACCUUUGCUCACCGGAUCCGCUGAUUUCCAGCAUAUCUCGCCAGGCGUUGAAUCUAGAGGUUGCCUAUGCCAACUUCUGUGGUGUGAGGAGCAUCAUUAUUCCCGGCCCCAGGAAGGACAGUAGCGGCAAAGAGGUUGCUCAGUAUGCGCGCGCAAUCCAGGAGGCAUUUCUCGUGGCAAGCAGGGUCAACCUCAUCAUUCAUAUGCCCAUGUAUAGGGAGCCUGGACUGGAGGAAGUAUCCGAAACACUCACGGACAAGAUCCACGGGAAGAAGGACAAUGAUAACGAGACAGCAACUGAGAUCGAUCUCUUUGGUGCCUGGGACAGCUGGCACACUAUACGUUCGAUUUGCAAUUAUAAUAUCCGGUUAUUCGUUGCAUUGAGGAUACCCAAGCGUCUUCCAGAGAAGGAGCUACAGACUCGAUGGUUUGCAGAGCCGUUGCAUUAUCUGACGUUCGGGCCCUCUGCCUUCUUGCCAAACCGAGCGGGACAUCCUUCUCUCAGCCGUCACCACCAGGACUUGAUCAACAAUUACAUGCGCCUGAAGAAUGCGCCCUGGAUUAUUUUGUACGAUGUAGGACCGACAGCAGCCGAGAUCGAGACUGCGAUGAGCGGUGUGAACAUUAUGAGUACAGAUUUUCCAACUCUGGACCAGGCGCAUACGGCUCUGAAGCGGUCACUUGCCAUACAGAAUGCGCACGUCUCCUAUAUGAAAUACUUGGAGCGCCAACAACCACCGCUUACUCUGCUGGAGAACAGCACACUCACAAGUUUCCAAGACUGGCUCCAGUCUCCCCUGCAGCCUCUGUCGGAUAAUCUCGAGUCGGCAACUUAUGAAAUGUUUGAGGGUGACCCUGUCAAGUACAACUUGUAUGAAGAGGCCAUCACAGCUGCAAUGGCCGAGUGGAAGGAGUUGAAGAAGCCAACUUCGUCGGUGCCAUAUGACAACAACACUAAGCCUGCGCAGCCGGAACUCAUUGUCGCCGUUGCUGGUGCCGGCCGUGGGCCCUUGGUGACUCGUGUCCUGAGGGCAGCAGAGCGUACCAGCACACCGAUCCAAUUAUGGGCUUUGGAGAAGAACCAAAAUGCUUAUGUCUACCUCCUUCGUCAGAAUGAACGCGAAUGGGGUGGCAAGGUCAAGGUUGUCAAGACCGACAUGCGAGACUGGCCGGGUCCUGUGCCCGAUGGCUAUAACGACGUCAUCACUACAAAGGUCGACAUUCUAGUCACAGAGCUGUUGGGCUCGUUUGGCGACAACGAACUGUCACCCGAGUGUCUCGAUGGAAUCCAGAAGCACAUUGCGAAGCCGCACGGAAUUUCCAUCCCGGAGUCUUACACCGCAUGGCUCAGCCCGAUCUCUACUCCGCGUAUCUUCACCGACCUCAGUUCUCGUGUCAUCGGUGACGCGAACGCUUUUGAGACUCCGUGGGUGACACGGCUCUACCAGAUAGACUUCGUCUCCCAAAAGGUGCCGGACAAGCCACGAUUCCAGCAAGCGUGGGAAUUCAUACAUCCAGUUCAGCACUCACUCAUCGAAGAAUGGGAGGAGGAACAUGGCGACCCAGCCCCGCGACUUCGGACGCUGGGAGGCGGCGCCAUGAACAACUCUGGCGGUCUCAACGAACACAACACACGGCACUGUCACUUGACCUUCUACUGCCGGCCGCGCGGCGUCAUCCAUGGCCUGGCGGGCUUCUUCGAGUCGACUCUAUAUCGGCCGCAGGUGGAGGGCAGGGAUCUCAUCGAGCUCAGCAUCUUGCCAGAGCAGAUCGACAAGAAGAGCAAGGACAUGAUCUCUUGGUUUCCCAUUUUCUUUCCCUUGAAGACACCCCUGUACUUCCCACAGGACUCAGAGCUAGAGGUUAGCAUGUGGCGGCAGACAGACGAUACCAAAGUCUGGUAUGAAUGGAGGGUGGAGGCGUUCACGUAUAUCGGCCCCAACCAGCGUGUUAAGGUUGGGGCCUCGGAGUUGCACAGCAGUCGCAAGGUUGCGUGCCUGAUGUAG
Phaeoacremonium minimum UCRPA7 is the source of this 2370-nucleotide messenger RNA. Its product is annotated as putative protein arginine n-methyltransferase protein. Gene Ontology annotation, biological process: peptidyl-arginine N-methylation; regulation of DNA-templated transcription. NCBI's taxonomy places the organism in Eukaryota, Fungi, Ascomycota, Sordariomycetes, Togniniales, Togniniaceae. Bases 1 to 2370 code for a protein of 789 amino acids. The transcript has 4 exons. The record is from RefSeq and is a predicted model, not a curated record. Gene Ontology annotation, cellular component: cytosol; nucleus.